AUGUCGCAACGCUUAGAACUAUGGCAUUCAGAAGAAGCCGUGGAUAUUUGUGGUACGUCAAUCACCUUCAUUUCUGGACGUAAUCUGAAUACUCGCCACAUCAGCAAUGGUGAUUUCACAAAGUUACCCUCAUACGAUGAUAACAAUGGGCUUAUUGGAUUGUCUGUUCUUGAAAGACUUGCUAAUGUUCCUGUUAAGAAUGUAAAUUCGAAGAAAACAACCCGAAAAUUAUCGAGUAGCAGCAGCGGUAGUGGUAGCGGUACUGGUAGCGGUUGUAGUAAUAGUAACAGCAGUAGCGUUGGAGGGGCAGAAGUUAACAAAAUUCUGAAAGAUUUAGAGCAUCUGAUUACAACAGAUGAUUGGAUUGAUAAAGAGAUUGGCAAUGAUGAUAAUGGGCAGUCGCAAUCACCAGUUCCAAAUUCUGACAGGAAAAAUUUAUGUUUAUCGGACUUGGGAUGUGCUCUGGUCAGCUGUUCAGCUGUGAAAAAUUAUAUUAAACUUCUUAGAAGUCAUCAUAAGCAGUGCAUAGCUUCUUUGCUUUAUGGCAACACAACGAAAAUGCUUAACACAUUGUUUCGGACAGCCAACUACGGCAUCUAUUGCUCUGAAUUCGAUUUGACGUCUUCUGAUUCCAUCAAAGCAGGAAUUGGUUAUGCGGUUCGUCUUGCUUUAUUAGAUAGAUAUGGUUUGAGUUACAUCUCUAAAGGAUGGCAUGCAUUUAUAGAAAUGGGUGCUCCGGUGGUCUAUGUCUCACCAGCACUGAAUAUUGACCUUGUUUCAUAUCUCACGAAAGAAUUCAUGAUUGGUGACGUGAUUGUCUUGAAAAAAUCCGAUGGAAAUCUUGCUAACAUCGAAGGCCGCAUUGAUCACGCUGCAUUUCAAAAGCAACUAGAUAGCGACAUUGCGGCUGGAAAAAAACCGUUAAUAGUUAUCGGUGUUGUUGGAUCUCCAAUUUUCGGACAAAAUGAUAUCAUAAGUCGUUUACUGGAAAUAAGAAAAUCAAGCGACAAUUAUUGGGUUCAUGUCGUUGGACAGGGUUUAUCUGCUCUGUGCUUAAAAGAGCCGUCCAAACUGCUUGUAAAUGUUUUAUCACAAGUCGAUAGUCUUACAGUUUCACUCUCGCUUUGGAUUGGUACACCACCUGUAGUUCCUGUAAUUACCUUGUAUCGAUCUGUAGAAAAUCAUAAACCAUCGUUUCAUCAAAAACUAGAUACUUUGCCGUGGUGGAUUACAUGCCAGUAUUUUACGAUCUCCAAAAUGACUAAAAGAAUCGAGAACGCAUAUUUCUUAAGUAAAGUGAUGCUCCGAAGUCUAUCGGCUUUUCCCCAAAUUGAGAUUUUUGGUGUUGAAGAUCCAGCCGAAUUUGCAAAUCGCGUUUACAAAGGCGUUUACGCACCUCUUACUGUCCUUGUUUUCAAAUACAAAUAUCCUGAAUUGGAAGAAGCUAUAAAAGUUGGUUUCCGAGAUGCUCAACAGUAUUGCUUUCAUUUAUUUAAAACGUCUGCCAUAGCAGCUGAUCAAAAAGUCUCCUCGCAUACUAUGUUAGACAGUCAUGAUUUGACAGCAGACAAUGCCGACAUAUUAAUGAACGAUUCUUCAACUGUUUCUAAAGAUGAUUUGCAUUCAGUAGCAGAGUACGCUGAUUCGUUGAAUUAUUGGUUUGGUCAAGGACUAAUAUCAGAUAACCAAGAGCUCGGUCUGCAAAUAAUUUCUCUGGAUGAUGUCCACGGCUCUGCACUUCGUUUCUGCCCCUUAGAACUUGCUGCUGCGCAUUAUAUUUACACUGAUCAUAUACAGAAGUUUAUAAAGCAGUUAUCGGAAGCACUGACUAUCAUUGAUUCAACAGUUGCGGCCAAGAAAAGUUUUGCUGCUAUUGUAGCGAAGUAUCCAUCGUUAACGUUAGUACCGGUUCGCAAAUGGGCUGGUGUCGGAGCUGUCUGUUACGUACCAUCUAUUGUCAAAGAAACUCCAAUGAAUGACUGGAAUGAAAAGCAGCGUCAACAGGUAUCUUAUUUGAAUUUGGAACUGGUGCGUUCUUUACGGUUGGUAGAUAAUGCGUUUUCUGCUGGUGAAAGUGCUGUGCAUCAUAUAUCGUGUGUUAAAUUUGGUAUGCUUUCUGAUGAUAAAGAUCUUGCUGAUCUUGUUUUCUUGGUUUCUGAGCGUGGAGAAGAAAUCGAACAUUCCCAACAGUAUAUGGAUAGUUUGGCUGAAAUGAUUCGUGAAGGAAUCGAGACUGCGAGCGAAGAUUUGAGACGGGAAAAUGACGCUCGACUUUUGCAAGAAGGCGUAAUAAGACAGAUUCCACUGAUGAGUUCAUUGGUCAACUGGCUUUCGCCGAUGGGUAAAGGCGUGCAAAACAUUAAAGGCCGAUCAUUUGAUUUAAAAACUGGGCAAAUCCAGUCGACAGAAGUUUAUUACAAGAAUCGCUUGAUGAACCAGACAAGUGUCACUUCUCAGGAGCCUCAUCACACGGCUUCAAAAAUUUCAAAGGAAUCCGAAGUAAUGGAGAAUGUCAAUGGCUUGCAGAAAAGUGAAACCCUCACUGUAGAUUCAAUGGAAAAUUCAGAGAAAAAGAUUAAAGUCGACUCCACUACUCAGUGA
Messenger RNA from Thelazia callipaeda (thelaziosis nematode), 2601 nucleotides. Lineage: Eukaryota; Metazoa; Nematoda; Chromadorea; Rhabditida; Thelaziidae. The record is from the annotation of a GenBank genome assembly.